AUGCCGCUCGAGAUCUGGGAUCGGCUGCGCUCGUUCCCUCUCUUUGCUGACGCGCCCGAUGGGUUUCUAAUGGCGAUCGCCCGAAAGCUCCGACCUCAGUUUUUCUCGCCUCAGGAAUACAUUCUCACAGAGGGCGAGGAUGCUCGCGCCAUGUACUGGAUCGUGCGCGGCGCCGUCGUCGUCACCUCGCGCGACGGUGAAUCAGUCUACGCCGAACUCUCCCCCGGCGCAUUCUUCGGCGAGAUUGGAAUUCUCUUCAACCGUCCGCGGACAGCGUCGAUCCUCGCGCGGACAAAGUGCAUGGUCGUCGUACUCACUGGCGAGGCGCUGAGUAAAGUCUUGCCACAGUUUCCUGAGAUUGAGCGAGCGAUCAGAGAAGAAGCUCAGGAACGACUGAAUUUGCUUGCGAAACAAAAGGCUCUGGAGAAUAACAGCAACAGCAACAACAGCAACAACAAUAAUAGCAAUAACAGCGGGGCCGGCAGCGGAGGAAUUAGCGGCGUCGGCAGUACAGAUGUCAGCACUCUUGGCUCACUUCAAGCAACUACGGAAGACGAACUGCCGAGUAUACAGGGAGAGACGCCGAACUCUCGAAUCGCAAUCCGAGAUCUAUUACGCGAACUGCCGCUGUUUGCGACGCUUCCAGCAGAUAUGCUGCACACACUUGCACUCUCAGUCGAACCGAAGCGAUAUUCGCCAUUCGAAUACAUCAUACGACAGGAUCGACCAGGCCGCGAACUGUUUUUCGUCGUCGCGGGCGAAGUCGAGGUCAUUGACGAGCGUACGCAGCAGACGAUUGCCCGGCUACCAAAGGGAUCACACUUCGGAGAAGUUACGUUUUUGUCCUUGGCUGAGAACCGGACUGCGUCGGUGCGGUCUGUGAAUAUGGUCGAUUGUCUUGUGCUUACAAACUCCGCGCUUCAGAGCGUGGUCGGCCAGUUUCCAGAAGUGUUGAGGGGAAUCGAGCAGACUGCGCGCGAGCGGAUGAUGUCGUCGCCUUCUUUGUUGUCGGGCAGAGCGCAUGGUAGUUCAGUUGGAACGAUGGCUACAAUCACCGAAGAGCUACAAAGCGGUGAUGUGACUGCAGCCUCGACAGCAGCACAAGAUGAUGUUCCGAUCGCUGCUUCUGAUGAGGUCGAGAAGCCACUUGACCCGGAUCCGUUUUCACACACAUCCGACCAUCUCGAUGGAGUGGGCGAAGACGCGCUCUCACUUUCAGUGCCGCUAAUAAACGGCAACGAGCUUCUUUCUACCGGUACGAUCAACCAGUUGGAUCUGGCAAUAGAUCCAGCGACUCUGCACUCGGAUGGUUCGGCCCUGCAGGAGUCGUCGAGUAGUUCUGGGCCGUCAUCUUCAGCAUCAUCAUCUUCUUCGUCUUCCUCCUCGAGACCUCCAAGCCCCAGUCAGGAUCUGAUUGGAUGCGGACGCCGACGAAAACGUGCGAGACGGGGCGCGAAUGGAGCAGAAGCGCAUCAUCGCGAACAUGCACGGCCACGACGGACACGAGAUUCCACCGAUGCGGAUGAAAACGAAACAAAAGAAGGCGACGAUUACGAUGCCGGUGUGUCAUCAUCUAUCGUUGACGACAUUUCGCAAAUGGAUCUGCAACAGAUGGCAUGGGCUGCUGCAGCUAAGCGCGCAGAGAUUGCUGCAGGCGAAAAGUUCCCCGACACGGUUCUGGUGUGUGUACUGAAACGAAUGCCGUUGAAGACGUUGAUGCGUUUGCAGCGCGUGAAUCGGCACUGGCUCGAGCUUAUCCGGUCCGAUGAACGGAUACUGCGGACUCUUGAUUUACGAGAGUACAAUACGUCAAUCUACGACAACUCUAUCGGGCAGAUUGCGAGUUUUGUUGGCCAGCGACCAAGGGUUGUCGAUAUCUCAAACUGUUUCCAUCUCUCGGACGCCGGGUUCGCACAGCUUGUAUCCACGAUCGGCCGCGACAUUCGGUGCUUCAGGAUGCGGAGCGUGUGGGAAGUCAGCGGGCUUGCGAUAAUGGAGCUGACAGUGCCGGCGAUCGCGCGCACGCUUGAAGAAAUCGAUCUGUCGAAUUGUCGAAAAGUAGGCGACGCGACGCUUGCGCGGGUUGUGGGAUGGGUCGUGCCUGAUUCUGCGAGCCGGAUACCGGGGGCGCCGCCUGCCGGGACGAUUGUCGGGUGUCCAAAGUUGAAACGCAUAUCGCUGAGUUACUGCAAGCAUAUCACGGAUAAGAGUAUGCACCAUCUUGCGAUGCACGCGAGUGACAGACUCGAGGCGCUCGAUCUCACGCGGUGUACGACUGUGACCGAUGUUGGAUUCGGGUACUGGUCGCAGCGCGUGUUUCCUCGUCUACGACGGCUGUGUUUGGCAGAUUGCACGUUCCUGACAGAUAAAGCGAUAGUAUCGCUUGCUGCGGCAGCAAAAGCGCUUGAAGAGCUCGAUCUGUCGUUCUGCUGCGCGCUGAGCGAUGUGAGCGUUGAAGUGCUUUCACUAGGAUGCCCGCAUCUGAAGAGUCUAAACCUAGGCUUUUGCGGCAGCGCGGUGUCGGACGCGAGUCUGCGUGCUGUCGCGCGGCAUUUGAUUGAGCUGCGAGUGCUGAGCGUCCGCGGGUGCGUGCGCGUGACGAACGCGGGCGUGGAAGCGAUCGGGAGCGGGUGCGUCCGUCUGGAAACGCUUGAUCUGAGUCAGUGCCGGAACGUGUACUGCGAUGCGCAUCCACUGGAUGCGAUGACGGCGAUCAAGGACGAGAGCAGCAGCCGCGCGGGCGCCAAUGAGGAGAAGCCGGUUGAGAUGCGCGCGGGGGGCAGCGGGAGGACAAAGACGUAUGGAUAUGGCUGCGGAUUGUGGAAGGGGAAAGCCUGUGACCGCUGCAAAGCACGAAAGAUAAAAUGCAACGCGACAACCGGCGCCUGCACGCCCUGUUCGCUCGCCCGCGUCGCCUGCACAAACACCGACCUCAACUCCCGCAAACCCCUUCCUCGAGGAUACGUCGAGAUGAUCGAGCAACAGGUGUCGACUCUCAAAGCGCGCGUGGCUGAGCUUGAGGAGGAGGCAAUGACUCGUCAGCAGCAACGACCGCAGACGUCGUCGCGGGGGUCAGAUAGUCGGGCGCAACCUGUUCUGCCGUCGAUCGAGACGCUUACGAGUGGGACUAUGGCGGCGAAGAAGAGCACGGGAACGAGGCUGCCGCUGUAUGUCGGUGAACGAAUUACCUCGGCGGGGCAGGGUAUCGGAGCCUGGGACGAGGCUACGUUGUCCAUCGUCGGUAUUCGCCUUAGUUUACGCGACUUGGCUCCAAACGAUUUGGGAAAUACAAACCUGUUCCAGAUAUAUUCGACCCCGAAGCCCGCCAAAAUGGAGCUUCCGCCCUACGAAGAAGCCAAAGUGUAUCUUGAUUCGUUUCUCGCGGUCGUACAUCCCGUCAUCCCAGUCCUUUCCAAAUCCUGGAUCACAAACGAAAUCUCCCGACUGUACUCCGACGACGCAUACACGCCCACCCCGCAGACUGCCGUCAUCGUCAACAUGGUCUUUGCAAUCAUCACCUCCUCGAUCGAUCUCUACCAGCGCAAGAUGGACAAAAACCGGGAAAACUAUACCCCGCUCUCGGAAACUUUCUAUCGCCGUAUAUUCCCAUACUUUGCCGACCUCGACCACGAUCCCGAUCUCAGCUCGAUCCAAGCCCUCGUGCUUGUCCUUGUCUUCCUUCGCCCAUCGCCAAGACCGCAGGCGUCAUGGGCUCUUGCGCGAAUGGCAAUGACGCUCUCGAUCCAGCUUGGCUUGCACCGUGAGAAUAUCCAGGCCGAGGGGCCGUUGCAAGGCAGCAAUCUGUCUAUUCGCGAGCAGCAAUUGCGCAAGCGCGUGUUUUGGAGCUUGUUUUCGCUGGAAUGCUCGUUGGCGAAUAAACUUGGUCGGCCGCAUGCGCUCGGUCAUCGGAGCUAUGAUACUGAGUUGCCUAUCGCUGUUGAUGAUGAGUACUUGGUUGGUGGGAAUCAAGUAGUCGAAGCGGAUGGCUCUGGCGAUACCGGUGGCGGUGCAGCUGCUGCUGGUAAUGGAAACGGUAGUAAUGGUCAUGAAACCUAUACAAAUCCGCCGGGUAGCGCACCCAGCGGUAGCUGCUCGUUUCUGCCCGCGCUUGCGCUUUUCGGCUUGACAAAGAUCUCGAGCAGUGUAUACUCCACUUUCUACGUGGUCAAAAAGCCCACGCCGGAAGAGUACGAACGCAAAGUGCUAGAGUUCGAGGCCGAGCUUGCGAAAUGGAAAGCGCAGCUCCCUGAUAACCUUACCUGGAAACCAUCCGACUCCACCCGCGGACUGUCCGACAAGCGGUGCGCGGGAAUUAUGUGGCUGACCUGCAACGAGCUACAUCUGUUUAUCAGACAUCCGUCGGGCUCGACCUCAAACAACCCUGCUUUCAACGAGACAUCCCGCGAGAUGUGCGUCGGCAUCGCGCGCGAGCUUUUGCACACGAUGAACGAUCUCAUGAAAAUCAACCACGUCGAGUCGACAUGGUUCAACAUCAGCAUCCUGCUCACUUCGCUCUUCACGAUCCUCUACGGCGCGUGGGUCGAUCAGCGCACGAACGCGGACGAGAUCGGGCGCGUGAAGGAAGAUGUCUCGGUCACGCUCGCGAUCUUGGACGAGGUCGCGACCGCGCUGGGCACGGAUCCGGCGCAUAAUCGUAUGCGGGAUAUUGUUUCCUCGCUCUCGAACGAUACGAUUAGGAAACUUGAGGAUCGCUGUAAUGGACGGUACUACGGUCAGCAACAACAGCAGGAUCACCAUCAACAACAACAACAGCAGCAGCAGCAGCAGCAGCAGCAUGAGCAAGGGUUUAUACAGCAUCCAACGUAUCAGAACGUGCUGAAACCACAACAGCCUCAGAUUGACCACGGCCAACCAGCGUCAGGACACCCAUCAGCUCAUUAUCCGACCUACCCAAGCUCUGCCCCAGCAGAUUCGCAGCCGUAUCUCUGGCAGACCGCCGUCGCGGUCGCGGCGUCUGCGCAGCCCAACCCCGUCGCGACGCCUUCGAAGCCGCUCCCGCAAUCGUUCGAUCGUGCACAGCAACAGCAGCAGCAGCAACCGCUAGCAUCUCAACCUUUUGCGCAUCCCCAACAACCACUACAGCAAUCGUGGCAGGAUUACAUAUACUCUGAAAUGGCGCGGAUGGACCAGAUCCGCACGCAUUACGCCCAGGCACCCCAGCAGCAGCAUCCGCUUCUCCAUCAACUGCAUCCGCACCACCACCACCAUCAGCCUCAGCAACAUGGCGUGAUUGGCUCGAAUCCGGCGGAUAACCCGCUCGUGAUUGCUGCGUCGGUGGUGCAGGCGAGCGAGGAGGCUGCCGCUGCCGCUGCUGCUGCUGCUGCGGCGGCGGGGCGGAAUUCUGGAUCGGGGACGCAGCAGCAGUACUGA
Messenger RNA from Myxozyma melibiosi, 5391 nucleotides. RefSeq lists its product as uncharacterized. Lineage: Eukaryota; Fungi; Ascomycota; Lipomycetes; Lipomycetales; Lipomycetaceae. Gene Ontology annotation, molecular function: protein binding; protein-containing complex binding; DNA-binding transcription factor activity, RNA polymerase II-specific. The record is from RefSeq and is a predicted model, not a curated record. The transcript is spliced from 4 exons. Gene Ontology annotation, biological process: regulation of DNA-templated transcription; DNA-templated transcription. The coding region runs from base 1 to 5391 and encodes 1796 amino acids.